AUGAAAAGAAACACCAAAGGAAAUGAAAAUACUGAAAGAAAUGAAGAUAUCGAAGAGAACAAAGAUACCGAAGAGAAUUAUGUCAAAGGGAACGAAGAUAGUGAAGGAAAUGAAGAUACUAAAGAGAAUGAGGACACCAAAGAGAACGAAGGCACUGAAGAGAAUAAAGGCACUGAAGAGAAUAAAGACACUGAAAAGAACGAAGACACUGAAGGAAAUGUAAAUACCAAAGAAAGCGAAGAUACCAAAAGAAGGAAAAUACUGAAGAAAGCAAGGAAAUAA
Racocetra persica is the source of this 282-nucleotide messenger RNA. Lineage: Eukaryota; Fungi; Glomeromycota; Glomeromycetes; Diversisporales; Gigasporaceae. The record is from the annotation of a GenBank genome assembly.